Messenger RNA from Hyalella azteca, 2456 nucleotides. Its product is annotated as gamma-aminobutyric acid receptor subunit beta-like. Gene Ontology annotation, cellular component: neuron projection; synapse; membrane. Bases 43 to 1449 code for a protein of 468 amino acids. The transcript is spliced from 9 exons. Lineage: Eukaryota; Metazoa; Arthropoda; Malacostraca; Amphipoda; Hyalellidae. Gene Ontology annotation, molecular function: extracellular ligand-gated monoatomic ion channel activity; GABA-A receptor activity; neurotransmitter receptor activity. The record is from RefSeq and is a predicted model, not a curated record. Gene Ontology annotation, biological process: nervous system process; monoatomic ion transmembrane transport; signal transduction.
UGAGGCGCGCGCUGCUCGCGCGAACGAGAACUCGGCUCAGCCAUGUGGCUGAUGUUGCCAGUAUCUAUAAUACUGGCAUUUUUCGCUUGUGAUGGGCUUGCGGUGCGCAACAACGACGUUGGGCAGAGAAUCGCGGAGUUGCUCGCCGACUAUGACAGCAGACUGCGCCCUAACUUCGGUGGUGAGCCUUGCUACAUCGGCAUGGACAUCACCAUCGCGUCGUUCGACUCCAUCUCGGAGGUGAACAUGGACUACACCAUCACAAUGUAUCUCAACCAGCGCUGGAAAGAUGAACGACUAGCCUUCAGUUCAGAUGAUGAAGUUGUCACAAUGCCGGGAGAAUUUGCUGAGAUUAUCUGGGUGCCCGAUACAUUCUUCGCCAACGACAAAAGCAGUUACCUGCACGACGUGACGGAGAAGAAUAAGAUGAUUCGGCUGCAUGGCGACGGCACCAUCGCUUAUGGCAUGCGCUUUACCACGACACUCGCGUGCAUGAUGGACCUUCGGUAUUUCCCUCUGGACAUACAGAAAUGCUCCGUCGAGAUAGAGAGUUAUGGCUACACCUUAGCGGAAGUGGUCAUGUACUGGCAGGAUAUAGCGGUCGUGGGCGUAGAACAAGCUGAACUACCGCAGUUUACCAUCGUGGGAUACAACACCACGUCCCGUAUUGAAGAGCUCGCUACAGGCAGUUACGGUCGACUGGCCAUCACCUUCGAGCUGUCCAGAAACAUCGGAUAUUUCAUUUUCCAAACUUACCUGCCGAGUAUCCUUAUCGUAAACUUAUCAUGGGUCUCCUUCUGGAUCAACCAUGAAUCAACUCCCGCUAGAUGUACUCUAGGCAUCACGACCGUACUCACCAUGACGACCAUCAGUACGGGUCUGCGGGCUUCCCUACCUCGCAUCUCUUACGUGAAGGCUAUCGACAUUUACCUCGUCAUGUGCUUCGUCUUCGUCUUUGCAGCCCUGCUAGAAUAUGCUGCCGUUAACUACAACUUCUGGAGUCAAAAGAUGAAGAAGCCUACAAAGGUUAAGCCAGCCAAGGUUAAGUCUAAGCAUGCUCCACUCCUUCCUCCGCCUGGCAAGAUGGACGGCGUCGCCAACCAACCUCAUGAGAUCAUCGAAUUACAGGAUGCCACGAGUCCGAUUCCUUCGAUAAGACAUCGGCACAACUCGAAGCUUUUCAGCCGGGAAAGCAGUUUGCAAGACCUCAAGUUUCCAUCAUCUUUCCGGAUCAACAGGAACUACAUGUCGUCGCGUAGCCUGUCGAGCCUCAACAAGCAGCUGUCGCAAAGGAAACUAAUUGACACUAUUUGCAAAGGAACUGCAAAGGCCAAAGCUAGCAUCCCUAAAUUAACAGAUGUCAAUGUCAUCGACAAGUACUCACGUGUCUUCUUCCCCAUCUCUUUCAUGAUUUUCAAUAUAGGAUAUUGGGGCUUUUACUACUCAUAAGGCUAAACUUGAGGCAAACCGAAAUCACUGUCUUCCAGCCCCCAAAAAAUAUUCCUCAAAAGGCUCAUAUUACUACCGAAUUAUAACCUCGAUGCCAGUCUAGUCAUCUCUAUUAUCAAUGAGAAAUUUUUUCACCCAUCGAAACUUCUUUGUCUGUUCCAAAUAUCGUGAAGAAAUGUUUAUGACGUCAUGAGGAAUUGCUCUGACAUGCAGGAUCUCAUCGUAGAUAGAUUAUUUUUAACCAUUUUAACCAUUGUCAAUUCCAAAACAGUCAUUUGCCUUCUUAAUAUAUAGAUAAAUUAGUCCAUGUAAUCACAGAUAAAAAGUGAAUUUUGUAUAGCAGUGACAUCAUUCUAAUAAAAAAAUUAAAACUCAAAAACUUGCUGCCAUCGAACUCUAAAAAGCGAUUUGUGCUAAUUCACUAAUUUAGUUAAUUGCUCCAAAUACAACGGUUCAUAAUUUUGUUUCUUGUAAAUAAUGUAUAGCAAAUGUGUUUGGUAAGUUUCCGCAUUAAAAUCUAUUCAAGUAACAGAGAAUAAAAAUUUAGAGAUUGAUUUCUUCGAGUAAUUAAGUCUAUUGAAUUGACUGUUUUGACCAUUUGUUGAUAAUUGCUUUGAUCGAAAAAAACCUCACGAAAUACCAUAUUUAGGCUCAUUUCAGAAUAAAAUUGACAAUCGGAAUGCAUUAUCUCCCGAAAAUUACGUAUUUAAUGUGUUUCCGCUAACAAUUUUCCUAUUUUCUGAAUUCGACAGUUGAUCACGUAAAAUUUGAUAAUGAGUGAAGUCUCACAAAAUUAUAUUAGGUGUUGAAGCUAUGUUGAUUCUUUGAAUGAUCGGCUGAACCUGCGUAAUAUUUGUUUCACUUCCAAAAAUGUAAAAUGUUCUCGAAAUCAAAAUCUAAAAGUUGUAUAUAUCAAGCCAAGUUCAGCCUUUCCACCAUAACAGUUCAUGACCCUUCAAUGAAUAUUAUUGGAUAAAUACAAGCUAAUUUUUGUUUCAAAAUAAUAU